This is a messenger RNA of Habropoda laboriosa, 1052 nucleotides long. It is a transcript of the gene PpV, whose product is annotated as serine/threonine-protein phosphatase 6 catalytic subunit. Gene Ontology annotation, molecular function: protein serine/threonine phosphatase activity. The transcript has 7 exons. Gene Ontology annotation, cellular component: cytoplasm. Bases 52 to 963 code for a protein of 303 amino acids. Gene Ontology annotation, biological process: G1/S transition of mitotic cell cycle; peptidyl-serine dephosphorylation. The record is from RefSeq and is a predicted model, not a curated record. NCBI's taxonomy places the organism in Eukaryota, Metazoa, Arthropoda, Insecta, Hymenoptera, Apidae.
ACAUGUGUAAGUGAGGGCGCGAUCAGUAUUUUCCUGCGAUACGAGUCCAAAAUGUCAGACAUCGAUAAAUGGAUGGAACUUGCAAAAGAAUGCAAAUAUCUCCCCGAAAAUGACCUUAAGAAACUUUGUGACAUAGUAUGUGAUAUUCUAUUGGAAGAAUCUAAUAUUCAACCAGUAUCCACUCCGGUAACAGUGUGUGGAGAUAUUCACGGUCAGUUUUACGAUCUAGAAGAAUUAUUUCGUAAUGGAGGCGCUGUGCCUCAGACAAAUUAUAUAUUCAUGGGAGAUUUUGUAGAUAGAGGGUACUACAGUAUAGAAACAUUUACCCGCCUACUCACACUUAAAGCUAAAUGGUCUGAUAGAAUAACAUUACUUAGAGGAAAUCAUGAAUCCAGACAAAUUACUCAUGUUUAUGGUUUUUAUGAUGAAUGUCAAAACAAAUAUGGCAAUGCUAAUGCAUGGAAAUACUGCUGUAGGGUGUUCGACUUGCUCGCAGUUGCUGCCUUAAUCGAUGAAAAAGUACUUUGUGUACAUGGUGGAUUAUCUCCAGUUAUUAGAACAUUAGAUCAAAUUAGGACCAUUGAAAGAAACCAAGAAAUUCCACAUAAAGGUGCAUUUUGCGAUUUGGUUUGGUCCGAUCCAGAUGAUGUUGAAUCAUGGACAAUUAGUCCGCGUGGAGCAGGUUGGUUAUUUGGAAGUACCGUAACAUAUGAAUUCAUGGAAAUCAACGAUCUUAAACUUAUUUGUAGAGCUCACCAAUUGGUUCAUGAAGGUUAUAAAUAUAUGUUUAAUGAUAAACUUGUAACAGUAUGGUCAGCUCCAAAUUAUUGUUAUCGUUGCGGUAACGUAGCUAGUAUUUUAGAGUUUUCAACUGUCGAUGAAAAAUCCCCAGUGAUAUUCCACGCAGUGCCUGAUUCUGAAAGAGUAAUUCCACCUUUAACCGUUACACCAUACUUUUUGUGAUCUAACAUAGAGCUCCAUAUGUUUGGAUUCAGAAAGGCGGUAUCUACGUCUAGACUGUUCGCAGUUACAUGACUAUUUCUUCAUGUUGA